GACAACCACUUAUGGUUCGACGACGGCAACCUCAUCCUCGUAGCCGGGAAUGUCGAGUUCUGCAUCUACAUGGGACCGCUCAUAAACUCUUCGCCCGUUUUCCGCGACAUGCUAUCCCUUCCCCAGCCCACCUCCGACGGCGAAUCGUAUGCUUGCCCUGUGGUCCAAGUUCCUGACCAUCCGAACGACAUCAGGUGCAUCUUGCAGAGCUUGAUCUUCGGGAAUGAUCUGAGGUUCGUAGCGGAGCAUCCGAGCUUCGACACGAUCUCGUCAAUUGCACGAAUGGGCCACGAAUACCAGAUCUACAACGCGGUGAAGUACGCCCUUACUUACCUGCGCUGCUACUACCCUUCCGACUAUGCGGGGUGGAAGCAAAACAAAAGGGGCGCACCCAACUUCCGACCGGCGCACAGUAUUGGCGUCAUGAACCUUGCUCGGCUGACGCAGACAUCUGACAUCAUGCCGGCGGCUUUCUGGAUAUGCUGCAACCUGGACAUCGACCAUCUCCAGGCAGGCUUCAAGAGGAACGAUGGCACCGUCGAGACGCUCUCUCGGACUGACCUUGUGAACGUCCUCAUCGCUAGGCAAGAACUCGCC
This is a messenger RNA of Dichomitus squalens LYAD-421 SS1, 597 nucleotides long. RefSeq lists its product as uncharacterized. NCBI's taxonomy places the organism in Eukaryota, Fungi, Basidiomycota, Agaricomycetes, Polyporales, Polyporaceae. The transcript is spliced from 2 exons. The annotation marks the transcript as partial. The record is from RefSeq and is a predicted model, not a curated record.